UUUAAACUGAGGCUGGAAGGCCAUUUGUCAGGGGUGCUUUGAUUUAGAGUUCCUGCAUGGCAGAAUGAGGUGGGACUGAUCUCUUCCAAGUCUUAUGAUUCUAUUUAUUUAUUUAUUUGGAGUAUUUAUACCCCACACUUUAGCCACAAAGGCUCUCAGAGCAGUUUACAAAUGGUUAAUUAGAUGGUUCCCUGCCCCUCAGGCUUACAAUCUAAAAAGACAUGACACAAAAGGAGAAGGGAAUGGCAGUGAGGAAAGGGAGAACAGGUCCAGCGGUUCUUCUCUCCCUCAGAGGCCUGGACCAUGGAGCUGGCCUGCCUAUCUCCUUCUGAGGCCAAGGAGGAAUCUAAAAAAAUAUCCAAAAUGAGCAAUUUGGAAGAAGCUGAACAACAGCUUUCUGAAUUAGAUUUGCUUUCCAGUAUGUUUCCUAAUGAAGAUGAAUUUAAGGUGAUUGACCAGCUGGCUUUAGCAGAACUGAAAGAUCAUGUUGAAAAACGUACUUUGGAAGAACCAUCUUCAAAAAUACAGUUUAUGCUUAAUUUAGAAGUAGAUAUUCCCAGUGGAAAUAAGGUUCCCGUUUCUUUGUUUUGUGUUUUCCCGCUGAAAUAUCCAACUGUGCUUCCAGAAAUCGCUAUCAGAUCUCCAUUCAUAAGCCGAUCGCAACAGGCUCAGUUAAACACGGAUCUCAUUACAUACUUGCAGAAACACUGUAUUGGUGAAGUGUGCAUUUUAAGUGCCAGAGAAUGGAUUAAAGAUCAUGCUGCUGCUCACAUCAGCAAGGAACAAUUGUCUUCCAGUGUACAGAAAUCAGACGUUCAGAAGCCUGAAGAUAUUUUCACUAGACUCUGGAUUUAUAGUCAUCACAUUUAUAACAAGCAAAAAAGAAAGAAUAUAAUUGACUGGUCUAAGGAACUCUCUCUCUCUGGAUUCAGUAUGCCUGGGAAACCAGGUAUUAUUUGUGUAGAAGGCCCACAGAGUAUGUGUGAAGAGUUUUGGGCAAGGCUUAGAAGAUUAUCAUGGCAACGAAUUUUAAUCCGGCACAGAGAAGAUAUUUGCUUACAAGGAUCUGGAGGUCAUAUGGAGAAACACAAGAAAUUCUCAGCUUUUGAAGAAAAAAUAUUUGAUGCACAUGGUGCCAGAGGAAAUCACAUGGAUCUGGGACAAUUGUAUCAUUUUUUACUUGACAGUGGUUGUGGCGAUAUAUUUCAGUUGUACUUUGGAGUUGAAGGACAGUAGGCUAUUAAGAAGAUGAAAAAAAGAGAUUUUCUCUUUUUUUUAUAAACCAAUAAAUGAUUGGUAACGAUUUUG
This is a messenger RNA of Sceloporus undulatus (fence lizard), 1308 nucleotides long. RefSeq names its product RWD domain containing 2B (gene RWDD2B). The record is from RefSeq and is a predicted model, not a curated record. The transcript has 5 exons. Gene Ontology annotation, molecular function: protein binding. The coding region runs from base 304 to 1236 and encodes 310 amino acids. NCBI's taxonomy places the organism in Eukaryota, Metazoa, Chordata, Lepidosauria, Squamata, Phrynosomatidae.